Messenger RNA from Girardinichthys multiradiatus, 2103 nucleotides. It is a transcript of the gene adob, whose product is annotated as 2-aminoethanethiol (cysteamine) dioxygenase b. Gene Ontology annotation, cellular component: mitochondrion. The transcript is spliced from 2 exons. Lineage: Eukaryota; Metazoa; Chordata; Actinopteri; Cyprinodontiformes; Goodeidae. The coding region runs from base 409 to 1170 and encodes 253 amino acids. The record is from RefSeq and is a predicted model, not a curated record. Gene Ontology annotation, molecular function: oxidoreductase activity, acting on single donors with incorporation of molecular oxygen, incorporation of two atoms of oxygen.
CUCUGUGUACAAACUGCCUGGUGCGGACGUGUUUGACAGUUAUUUAAAAAUGGGGUUUUGAAGGGAAACGGAGUGACCGUUAAAUUGUGAUUUUCUGCCUCGAGUUGAUAGAUUUAGGGAUUGUUUUUGUAAUUUCGGUGUUUUUGAAACAUUUACUCAUUAAUAUGUUCAUAACAGAACAAAGCGAGCGAGCAAACAGCAAGACGUGUUGAACACCGAAGUCGCUCUACUAUCGAAAAUCUUACUCGUCUUUAAACAGUUUUGCAACGAGCUGACCAAAGGUCCUUCAGCUGUAGGCGGGUUGACAGCGGAGUGGAGCCUCUUGCUAAUAAACCAUCUUUGAAGCUAACUGAGGCGCUAACGCUAACCGCAGGCAGUGGACCCGGGCAGCGGCGCUCCUGAUCCGGGAUGAUGCCAGGCGACAGCACCAUGACUUCCAUCGUCCAGAGAAUAGCUCGACAGGCUCUGGUCACCUUCAGGAAUCCGUCGGUACUCGGUGAGGAGAACGGGAAGUCUUUCAUAGAGAACCACGGUAAGCUGAAGAGCCUUAUGACGGAAGUCCGAGCGACGGACUUGAAGCUCGUCCCGCGGAGAGCCGACGCCAGCGCGCCGCGUCCGGCCCCGUACCACCACGGAGUGCCGCCGGUCACCUACAUGCACAUCUGCGAGACGGACCAGUUCAGCAUGGGGGUGUUCCUGCUAAAUAACGGCGCCUCCAUCCCCCUGCACGACCACCCAGGCAUGUACGGCGUGCUCAAAGUCCUCUACGGGAAGGUCAGGAUCAGCUGCUUCGACCGGCUGGAGCGGCACGUCGGCGGAACGCAGGCGGCGCCGCAGCUCCCCUCGGCACAGAUGGGCGCUCUGCGGCGGUCCGUGCUGCGGUCCUCCGCUGAGUACACGGAGGAGAGCGGCCCCUGCAUCCUGUCUCCGGACCGGGACAACCUGCACCAGAUCGACGCCGUGGACGGGCCCACGGCUUUUAUGGAUAUUUUGGCCCCGCCGUACGACCCGGAUGACGGCAGAGACUGUCACUACUACAAGGUUCUGACCGAAGCGGAGCCCAAACCCGCGGAUAUAAAGGAUAAGGAGGUCUGGCUCAUGGAGAUCCCCCAGCCUCCUCACUUUUGGUGCGGAGGGGAGCCUUAUCCAGGCCCGGAGGUCCACCUGUGAUCCACCUGGUCCCGGACUGGACUUAAUGAACCUGGGCCUUAUGCAGACUUAAGGGAACUUCUUUCAUUCAACAGAAGCUACAGACCCAAAUUAAAAGUAAUUCUGAGUCAUAAUGUGAGUUUUCUAGCAGCGUUGGUGCAGAUCAUCAUUACACAUUAACAGUUCUGCAGAACCGAUCAGCUGCAUGUUAUGGUUCCAGAGGUUGGGUUUUAUAACAUGGUUUCUGCUUUCAGAAAUGAUUAAACAAUUAGAUCUCUGUGAAACACACCCACGCUCAUCCUGGUUCUGUAGUAAUGUUAGGACCAGGAGAGGAGAUGUUUGCUGCUCCUUAGUAUCUUCAGAUCUCUGAAUUAUUACAUCUUCUUCCUUUUUCUAAAUAAGAUAAAAUCAGGAGAGAGCAAUAAAACGAAGUGGCUCCACAGCCUCACUGUUUAUUUAAUUAAUGGCAUCAAACUCAGAUUCAGGGGUUUGAAACAUCCUGAUAUCAGCAGUUUGAUGGAGAGAGCUUACCAGCCUGAUUUAUUUCCUUUAUCUGUUCAUUGCUUUGUUUUAAUCUACUCAUCUGCAGAUCAUAUUUCAGCUUCCGCUGUGGCAUGAACGUCAGUCUGAAGUGAUCUUUUACAGCUGGCAAUUAUUUGAUAUUUAUUUCAGUGUUUGCAUGGAGGAUGCAGUUGAACCAUAUAAUCUCCAGACUCCACCUUGACUCGUCUUCCUGCUUCCUGUCUGGACUCUGUACACUGCAGCUUUUUCUCUGAGAAGAUCCUCAGGGAACAUGGAUGCGUUGAUUGUUGGAGAGACGUGCGUAAAUAGAAAUCAAGCUUCAGCACAAACCACCUUCAGGACCUGUUGGGAUGUUGAGGUUUUUUGUUGUGUGACCAGAUCUCAGCAGGUGAAGCUGUUUAUGUGAUUCCAAAAUAAAAACCAUGAACCUGG